Durio zibethinus is the source of this 1228-nucleotide messenger RNA. RefSeq names its product dihydroceramide fatty acyl 2-hydroxylase FAH2-like. Gene Ontology annotation, molecular function: iron ion binding; fatty acid 2-hydroxylase activity. The record is from RefSeq and is a predicted model, not a curated record. Lineage: Eukaryota; Viridiplantae; Streptophyta; Magnoliopsida; Malvales; Malvaceae. Gene Ontology annotation, cellular component: membrane; endoplasmic reticulum. Gene Ontology annotation, biological process: fatty acid metabolic process; lipid biosynthetic process.
UAUUCUUUUACCUUCAGUCUUCAGCUCACUGCCAUCUUUGUGGUGCUGUCUUUUAAAUUGAGCAGCUUCAUGGGCUUGGCCUAGUUACAACCCAUAUUGUCUUGGCUUUUCUCAUCUCUAGAUCUAGAUCUAGUUACGAAGAUGGCUGCACGUGAAUUCACCGUUAACUUUAAUAAACCCCUUGUCUUGCAGGUUGGUCACCUUGGAGAAACUUAUCAGGAGUGGGUCCACCAGCCUAUUGUGAGCUAUGAAAGUCCUCGAUUUUUUGAGAGUAAUUUUUUGGAGUUCUUUACCCGCACGGUCUGGUGGGCAGUUCCAACCAUAUGGCUGCCAGUUGCAUGCUACUGCAUCUCAAUGUCCAUAAGUAAUGGGCAUACGCUUCCUCAAAUAGCUUUAAUGGCUCCUUUUGGCAUGUUUGUGUGGACAUUUCUGGAAUACUGUUUUCACCGUUUCCUUUUCCACAUUGAAACAAAGAGUUAUUGGGGAAACACCAUGCACUAUCUUCUUCAUGGCUGCCACCAUAAGCACCCUAUGGAUGGCCUGCGGCUUGUUAUUCCACCCGCUGAAGCUGCUCUACUAUGUGUACCAUUUUGGUACCUGUUUAAGUUUUUGUUCACUCCCUCCGCUAGUCCUGCUUUCUUUGGAGGUGGUUUAAUUGGGUAUGUUCUGUAUGAUGUCAUCCAUUACUACACACACCACGGUCAGCCCACCAAACAAGUUCCUAAAAGCUUUAAGAAAUAUCACUUGAAUCAUCACUUUAGAAUUCAAAAUAAGGGCUUUGGGAUCACUACAGCAUUAUGGGACAGAGUUUUUGGAACCCUUCCUCAGACGAAAGCAGCUGAGAAGAGGAGCGGAUAAUGUAGUUGGCUAGUACAAUAACAAACAACAACCAUUGAGAUCCAGGAUGAGGGCUUAAACAAAUAUUGUUAUGCUGUACUUGUAUUAUAUUUCAGUUUGUUGCUCCAGAUGAAGUGUUUUGUAUUGUUAUGUUGUAUUUAUGUUUCAGUAUGUUGCUCUAGAUGAAGUGUGUUGUAUUAUUAAGUUGUAUUUAUGUUUCCACCUGGGUUGUAUUAUUAUGUUGUACUUGUAUUUAUGUUUCAGUAUGUUGCUCUAGAUGAAGUGUGUUGUGGUGUUAGCAAUAGCAUCUCAUCUCAUAUCAUGGAUGCUCUCCUAUCUAUGGAUUUGGUUGUUUGUCUAAAUAAGUGAAUCGUCUACUGUUCCCAUUGCU